This is a messenger RNA of Microtus ochrogaster (prairie vole), 480 nucleotides long. Its product is annotated as histone H2B variant L1-like. The record is from RefSeq and is a predicted model, not a curated record. Lineage: Eukaryota; Metazoa; Chordata; Mammalia; Rodentia; Cricetidae. Gene Ontology annotation, cellular component: nucleosome. Gene Ontology annotation, molecular function: DNA binding; structural constituent of chromatin; protein heterodimerization activity.
AAGCCCUGGCAAUGUGGCUGUGACAUGUCACCAUAAGUAGGGUGCCCGCUCCCGUUCUCCGGCCCUUCUCCUCUCCGUUCCUAACCAGCAAGGAGAACAACAUCUACAAUGGCCAAAUCCAUCAUCCAAAGAUACCAACACAUCAAAAGACAUCUAAGACCAGUCUCAAGAAAGCAGUCCUGUAAUUCCAGCAUCGAUUUUGGCCAUGGAAAUUACUCUCGCUACAUAUGCAGGGUCCUGAAGGAAGUUGUACCCAUGAAAGGCAUGUCUUCACACACUGUGGACAUUCUGAACUUCCUGAUCAAUGACAUCUUUAAACGCAUUGCUACAGAAGCUGGCCAGCUGAUGUAUCUCAGGAAGCGCUGCACCCUCACCCCAGAAGAUAUCCAGAAAGCAGUGUAUCAGCUGUUACCUAAGAAGCUGGCUAUGUUUGCUGUGACUUUUGGAAAUAGAGCCGUCCACAGAUUUGUCCAUUCCUAA